GGAACGACUCCUCAUCUACUGACUGAGCAGACUUUCACCUUCUUCGACAAAAAAAAAAAAAAAAGAGAUGGAAUCCGUGAGGAAGUGCAACGCCAGCGGCGCCUGGAGCCCCAAGAUGCCCAAGGGGCUGGACUUUGAGAUUUCCCAUCACCCGCUGUCCAUGAAGCAGGUGGCCAACCUCAUCGUCGCCAUGGAGAGGUUCAAGGGCUGCAGCUCGCAGACGCUGAUGGGCUCCGAAUUCCGAGACGAGGACAUGCUCAACAUCAUGCUGGAUUGCUUAGUGGAAGAGGAGAUCGUGACGCUGCUCGAGUCACCUCCACAAGUCCAGAUCAGCUGGACGGGCGAGCAGCAGUGCACCAUCACCGACCAGGAGAAGAGGAGCUUGAUUCGGGUCCCUGACAGCAUGCAGCUCCACGCCGUGAUGCUGCAGGGAGGCUCCGAGGCCAAAAAAGUGCUCUUGACCAUGUCGACGUACCUGCACCCCGCGCCGAGCGUGCCGGGCCGAACGGUGGCUCUGGGCAUCCGGGGCACCAACCUCUACCUGUGCUGCCGCAAGGACGGCGCCGAGCCCAUUCUGCACCUGGAGGCGGUUGCGGACAAAAGCGUGCUGAGCGGGGCGGGCGCGAGCAUCGCGGCGGACAGCGACCUGGUGCGGUUCCUCUUCUACCGACAGGACACCGGGGUGAACAACACCACCCUCAUGUCCGUGGCCUACCCGAACUGGUACAUCAGCACGGACGAGCGGCAGGACAACAGGCCGCUGGCGAUGUGCCUGCAGACGUCCUCGCGCUCCCAAGUCUUCAGCAUCCGGGGGGAGGAGCGGUCCAGCGCCGCCCCCACGGUGGAUGAAGUUUGACCCUUUGGAGAAGACGUAUCACACAGAUCCCAUUUACUGUAUGUACCGAGUACACAGAGUGAAACGCUUCGAGCGUUGGUUUGAGUUAAAGUUUCACCAGGGGAUGGCAUCAUUGUGCUUGUCUGGUGAACACCAAGUGUAUUUAUUGUGCUCAAUGCACUGUUAUGCUUUUAUCUAUUUAUCUAUUUAUGCACCGUUUUAAUAUGUAUUUAUUUUUAACUCUGCAAUUGUUUAAAUGAUGUGCACUGAAAUAUUUAAUAAA
Pungitius pungitius (ninespine stickleback) is the source of this 1118-nucleotide messenger RNA. RefSeq names its product interleukin-1 beta-like. The record is from RefSeq and is a predicted model, not a curated record. Gene Ontology annotation, biological process: cytokine-mediated signaling pathway; cellular response to lipopolysaccharide; macrophage chemotaxis. The coding region runs from base 68 to 856 and encodes 262 amino acids. Gene Ontology annotation, molecular function: cytokine activity. The transcript is spliced from 5 exons. NCBI's taxonomy places the organism in Eukaryota, Metazoa, Chordata, Actinopteri, Perciformes, Gasterosteidae.